AUUUUCCAUAGAAAGAGCCCCAAAUUUGGAGGCAAUCGGGGAUGCUCUAACCUCUUAUCUCAGUCCCCAAAUUUGGUUGCUUGCAGUCGACGAUGGUCUAGGGUUUCGGUGAGCAAGAGCAGUAGCUCAGCUGCGGAAGCACCAUGGCCAUGAAAUUCCUUCUACUGCUUUUCUUGCUUAGCUUUCAUCUUCGUCUCGCAUUCUCUGGACAGAUAAGCAAGAUGGAGUCAGUUCCUGAUCUUCAGAGUUCAAUGUAUAUGACACUUGAUGGAUAUCCUUGUGUACGGCUACUCAAUCUUUCUGGGGAGAUUGGUUGUUCAAAUCCUGGAAGAGAGAAGGUUGUCGCUCCGAUUAUAAGAUUGAACAAUGCUACUGAGUUGUCUCAGUUAUCUGCAGUUCUGUUGUCAGUGGAUGAAAUUCAAAGUUUUCUUGCCAGAAUAUUGAAUGAUUCAAAUUUUGCUAAAAAUGUUGCCGGUGUCUUGGUUGAAUCCAGACCUGAGUUGCAAAAUCAGUUGAAAGGAUUCUCUCCAGCUCAAAAGUUCCCACAAUCUGAAUUUGCUUCUUACACUAGCAUCAACUAUGAAUGGAACCCAACUGGCUCUGGUAUAAUGUGGAACCCAUAUAACUUUCCUGUAUUCUUACUCUCGCAGACUAGCACAUUGACCAUGCAGGAGGCUGCCAUAAAGAAUCAGAAGAGCAAGAAAUCUUAUACUGAUGAUGUGGCUGAGUUUGAUCUGGUAAUGCAGACAAUGAAAUCUGGGACUCGUGAUUCCGAAUCUUGUCUAAAGGAAAACACUUGCCUUCCCUUAGGUGGAUACAGUGUUUGGUCAUCACUUCCCCCAAUCAACAUUUCAUCACCAGAACACUCCAAGCCCAUUAUACUUGUACUGGCGUCAAUGGAUUCAGCUUCUUUUUUCCGUGAUAAAGCACUCGGUGCUGACUCUCCUAUAUCUGGGCUGAUUUCAUUGCUGGCCGCAGUUGAUGCACUUUCUCGUGCGGAUGAUCUGGAUGGCUUCAAUAAACAGCUUGUUUUUGCUGUUUUCACUGGAGAGGCCUGGGGCUAUCUUGGUAGCAGGAGAUUUUUGCUUGAACUUGAUCUGCAGUCUAAUGCUGUUAGUGGUCUUAAUUACUCAUUGAUUGAGAAGGUUGUGGAAAUUGGAUCUGUCGGAAAGGGCCUCAGCCAAGGAGCUAAGAACUUUUUCAUUCAUACAACUGCGGUUUCAUCUUCCACAAAUGAGACAUUGGAUGCUGUGAGGCGUGCCCAAGAUUCAGUCAAGUCUGAAAACAUUACAAUCUCAUCUGCAAAUGCUUCAAAUCCUGGGAUACCUCCAUCCUCCUUGAUGACUUUUCUGAGAAAGAACUCUCUAACCUCUGGGGUUGUGUUGGAAGAUUUUGAUAAUGUCUUCACCAACAAGUUCUACCACAGUCACCUUGAUGAUUUAUCAAAUAUCAACUCAUCAUCCAUUGCGGCAGCUGCUUCCCUUGUAGCACGCUCCCUUUACAUUCUUGCAAGUGACACCAAAAAUCUAAGCAGUUCUGCUCUGAUGUCUAUCAACGUGAAUGCUUCACUAGUUGAAGAACUAGUGGGUUGCCUGGUGGACUGUGAGCCAGGUCUUUCUUGUGAUCUGGUGAAAAGCUAUAUAUCACCAGCCAAUACCUGCCCGAGCCAUUAUGUUGGCGUUAUACUUGAUGAACCUUCCUCCACACCUGAUCUGGGAUACGUUGGUGACAUUUCAAGGUUCGUUUGGAACUUCCUGGCCGAAAGAACUUCUAUUCCGAAGGAAAAUGCAAGCUCUGUUUGUACUCAAGACUGCAGUAAUGAUGGUGAAGUAUGUAUUAGAGCAGAAACAGAGGGAAAGGGUGUCUGUGUUGUCUCCACAACCAGAUAUGUUCCGGCAUACUCAACACGGUUGAAAUUUGAAUCUGGUGGAACGUGGACUGUGUUGCCUCCGAAUAACUCUGACCCCAUGGGGCAGUUGGACGCUGUUUGGACAGAGAGCAACUGGGAUGUGAUCGGGCUUCGGGUCUACACUGUCCAAAAUUCUUCUUUCGAUCGUCUCGUCUUACUCGGGAGCAUUGCCGUUACAGUCUUGGCUUACUUUGCAAUAGUGAUUUUCAAGGGCUGCGUGACGAAGGCUUUAAAACGCGAUUGAUAAAGAUGAAAUUGCGUAGAUCAGUGAUAUGUUUUGUUUUGUUGUUACAGUUGCAUGCAUGGAAAUACUAGAGCAUUGCCGUUACUGUAAUACUGUUCAAUGUCUCUUAAAAUCUUGAUAUCUUCGCUUUUGAAAAAGUUUGUGCUCAUUAAAAGUGCUUUUAAGAUGGAUAGUGCUUUUGCUGAAAGUAUUGUGGAUUCUAAGA
Molecule: messenger RNA, 2358 nt
Organism: Pyrus x bretschneideri (Chinese white pear)
Lineage: Eukaryota; Viridiplantae; Streptophyta; Magnoliopsida; Rosales; Rosaceae
Product: nicastrin
Exons: 16
Coding region: 144-2153 (669 amino acids)
Biological process (GO): protein processing
Cellular component (GO): membrane
Source: RefSeq, a predicted model, not a curated record